AUGGCGGCCGGUGCUUGUUGGAAACUAUUCUGUGUCGUACUUGGUAUCUUAGAGGCUGCUGUCUACUCUGUCACGUUAUACGGAUGGCCAGCCUUCAUGUACAUAUUCAUAGAGGAAGGGUUUUAUUAUUCACGUUGUGACUUCGAUACUGUUACAAAUGCUACUUAUAACAUGACGAGUGCUGAUUGUUCUGGCCUUGGCAACUGCACACAAGACACAGCCGGAGAGGACCUUAUUCUUAAGUGCACCGAACAAGAAGAGAUGCUCAACCUGGUUUACACAAUCGCUAUGGUCGGUUUAGUGGCACUAUUUUUCCUUGGUUACGUCUAUGAUCACUAUGGAACAGUCUGUUUGAGGAUCGUAUCUAUAUGCUUGUGUGUUGGUGGAGUUAUCCUGAUGGCGUUGACUGAGAAAGGGACAGAAGGGCUGUUAUUCCCUGGGGCUGUAUUUCAUUUAAUGGGAGGCUACCAGUUGGCUAUAACUGACGUCCAGGUGGCCGUAUUGUUUCCUAAGCUAAAGGCGACACUCAUCUGCCUGAUUUCUGGUGCCAUAGACGUUAGCGGUUUUGUCCCUAUUUUGCUGAAGAUGGCGUACCAGGCAGGAGUGUCGUACAAGAUGUGCAUGUUCACAUUUGCCGGUAUCAUACUUCUAAUAUCUUCUGUGAACACAAUCACCCUUCCACCUAGACAGGAUGACGACGGGAACGACAUUGACGCUGCUUGUUAUCUAAAGAUUCUCAAAAGGCACAGAUCCGCCGAAGUCUCUUCCAAACCUAGCACGGAGGCAAGCUUUCCUCUUAUUCAUCAAGGAGGGUUUCUCUGUCACCAAGUAGAUAGGGACGCAAUCCUGGAGAAAGCCCAUGACAAAAAUAACCAUCAUGCUGUAAGCAUUAACACCAGUGAUCAACAAGUGAAAAAUGGCGAACACAGAAAAACGAGUAUUGAUCAAAGUGACCUGAUGGUCCGCGAAGAAGAAAACCCCGACAGCAACGAUGUCGACGACAACACUUACACCAGUUUACUGCAUGGAACGCUACUGCUCAUCAAAAGGCCAACAUUUUGGUUGCUGCUGUUCUGGUUCAUAUGCCAGGAUACCAUCAUUGUCACAUACCAAGGUUGUUUUUACGCGAUCAUCAAUUACUACGGAAACAAUGUCAAAAGUACAGUUAGUAUGUACACGGACGUGUAUUCCUGGUUUCAAGUGGGUUCUCUGUUCUGGGCCUUACCUACUGGUUUGAUGCUAGACAAACUAAUUGCCAGUUCAGCAAAAGAAGGGUACAUGAUCCGCCAUUUUUUUAAAGAAAUUGUUAAAGACCCCUUGCCUCUAGUCGGCGAGGUCCCUCAGGAUAGAUCAAGUUGGAGAGGAAGACUGCGUGUCAGACUGGCCCCACCCUCUGUUGAAGAUUAA
Molecule: messenger RNA, 1407 nt
Organism: Lingula anatina
Lineage: Eukaryota; Metazoa; Brachiopoda; Lingulata; Lingulida; Lingulidae
Product: equilibrative nucleobase transporter 1-like
Biological process (GO): transmembrane transport
Molecular function (GO): transmembrane transporter activity
Source: RefSeq, a predicted model, not a curated record